UCUGCCUUUUGGUCUCUCUCUCUCUCUCUGGCUCUCUCUCGCUAUAAACUGGGAUCAAUGAUGGCAUGUCUCUAGAUUCUCUUCUCUGCUCACACGUUUUGCCCCCCAAAGAGUUCAUUCAUCACCACACACACACACUCGCUUUAUCUUAUCUUCUGAUUCGAGCGGCGCCACUGUUCCGGAUCGAUUAUUUUCGAAUCUGUGUGAACCAGAAGCUGCUUCUCCUUGGAAUCCAAUUCUAGAUCGUCGAUUCCUAGCUAUGCGGAGAGGUUAUCGCGAUUUCACGACGACAUCUCUCGAUUCAUCAUCACAUUUCAGCUCGAGCAGUGUGAUUUUCUAGACUUUAAGGGGAGGGGGGUGGGGUUUGCUUCUGAGAGGAUUGAUUUUGGUUUAUGUCGAGGAACGCACGAAUGACGUCGGAUCUUAGCAGAGCCGGUCCAGUCGCGAGGGAUAUUGAGCAGGCUGUCACUGCUCUGAAAAAGGGAGCUUAUUUGCUCAAGUAUGGAAGAAGGGGAAAGCCUAAGUUCUGCCCUUUUCGCCUUUCUAAUGAUGAAUCUGUUUUGAUAUGGUUCUCGGGGAACGAAGAGAAGCAUUUGAAGCUGAGCCAUGUUUCUCGGAUCAUAUCUGGCCAGCGCACUCCUAUUUUUCAGAGAUAUCCACGUCCCGAGAAAGAAUAUCAAUCGUUCUCGCUAAUAUACGACGAGAGGUCGCUGGAUGUGAUAUGCAAGGAUAAAGAUGAGGCUGAAGUGUGGUUUAGUGGUUUAAAAGCCUUAGUCUCUCGUUGUCAUCAACGGAGAUGGAGAACCGAAUCAAGAAGUGAUGGAACUCCAUCCGAAGCUACCAGUCCAAGGACAUAUACCCGGAGAAGCUCCCCUUUACAUUCUCCAUUUAGCAGCAAUGAAAGUUUCCAGAAGGAUGGCUCUAGUCACCAUCGUAUUCACAGUCCAUAUGAGAGCCCGCCUAAGAAUGGCAUUGAUAAGGCAUUUUCAGACAUGUCGUUGUAUGCACUUCCUCCAAAAGGUUUUUUUCCCUCAGAUCCAGCAGCUAUUUCAGUUCACUCUUUGUCAUCUGGAGCCUCUGAUUCCAUACAUGGUCAUAUGAAAGGUAUGAGUAUGGAUGCUUUUAGAGUUAGUCUGUCAAGUGCUAUUAGUUCUUCGAGCCAUGGUUCUGGUCAUGAUGAUGGAGAUGCGUUGGGAGACGUUUUUAUUUGGGGAGAAGGAAUAGGUGAAGGUGUUUUGGGUGGUGGAAGCCAUAGAGUUGGAAGUUCGCUUGAGAUCAAAAUGGAUUCCUUUGUGCCAAAAGCUUUAGAAUCUACUGUAGUACUUGAUGUCCAGAAUAUUGCUUGUGGUGGACAGCAUGGUGUUCUUGUUACAAAGCAAGGAGAAACUUUUUCUUGGGGAGAGGAAUCCGAGGGUAGGCUUGGCCAUGGUGUAGAUUCUAAUGUUCAACAUCCAAAGCUUAUUGAUGCACUCAGUACCACAAAUAUUGAGCUUGUAGCAUGUGGCGAAUACCAUAGCUGUGCAGUUUCUCUAUCGGGGGAUUUGUAUACCUGGGGUAAAGGAGAUUUUGGUAUUCUGGGACAUGGAAAUGAAGUCAGUCACUGGAUCCCGAAAAGAGUGAACUUUCUUAUGGAAGGGUUACAUGUAUCAUCCAUCGCUUGUGGACCUUACCACACAGCUGUUGUGACUUCUGCUGGGCAGUUGUUCACUUUUGGUGAUGGGACCUUUGGUGUUUUGGGCCAUGGAGACAAGAAAAGUGUUUUCAUACCCAGAGAGGUAGACUCUUUGAAAGGUCUUCGCACUGUCCGUGCAGCCUGCGGUGUAUGGCACACAGCCGCAGUUGUAGAAGUCAUGGUUGGAAGCUCGAGUUCUAGUAACUGCUCCUCCGGAAAGCUCUUUACAUGGGGUGAUGGUGACAAGGGUCGUCUUGGGCACGGUGACAAAGAACCAAAACUUGUGCCUACCUGUGUUGCAGCUCUUGUAGAACCUAAUUUUUGUCAAGUGGCGUGUGGACAUAGCCUAACAGUUGCACUAACAACAUCGGGCCAGGUCUAUACUAUGGGUAGUCCUGUUUAUGGUCAGCUUGGAAACCCACAUGCUGAUGGAAAGGUACCAGCUCGUGUUGAAGGUAAACUUCACAAGGGUUUUGUCGAGGAAAUUGCUUGCGGUGCUUUUCAUGUUGCAGUUUUAACUGCAAAGACUGAGGUUUACACUUGGGGAAAAGGAUCAAAUGGCAGACUAGGCCAUGGGGAUGCAGAUGAUAGAAAUUCACCAACAUUGGUUGAGUCGCUUAGGGAUAAACAGGUGAAAAGUAUUGCAUGUGGUUCCAACUUUACCGCAGCUGUCUGCCUGCACAAGUGGGCAUCAGGGAUGGACCAGUCCAUGUGUUCAGGUUGCCGUCAGCCUUUCAAUUUAAGGAGAAAGCGGCAUAACUGCUAUAACUGUGGACUUGUGUUCUGCCACUCUUGCAGUAGUAAAAAGUCCCUGAAGGCGUGUAUGGCACCAAACCAGAACAAACCAUAUCGAGUGUGUGACAAGUGUUUUAGCAAAUUGAAAAAGGCCAUGGAAACUGAUGCAUCAUCUCAUUCUUCUUUGAGUCGAAGAGAAAGUGUCAACCAGGGAUCAGAUGCAGUUGACAGAGAUGAGAAGUUGGAUUCUAGAUCCGACGGACAGUUAACUAGAUUCUCAUUGUUGGAGCCCAUAAGGCAAGCGGACAGCCGAUCCAAGAAGAGUAAGAAGUACGAGUUUAAUAGUAGCCGUGUCUCACCAGUACCAGGCUCUCACCGGGGUUCACUAAACAUAACCAAGUCUUUUAAUCCAACUUUUGGAGUAUCAAAGAAAUUCUUUUCAGCGUCUGUUCCAGGCUCCCGAAUUGCGUCUCGUGCAACUUCACCAAUAUCAAGACGUCCAAGCCCACCUCGCUCAACCACGCCAACUCCCACUCUUUCAGGGCUCAUUACACCGAGAAUUGUCGUGGAGGAUGCCAAGAGAGCCAAUGAUAACGUAAGCCAGGAGGUGCUUAUGCUAAGAUCACAAGUUGAAAAUCUUACACGGAAGGCACAACUUCAACAAGUUGAACUAGAAAGAACAACCAAACAGCUAAAGGAGGCACUGGCAAUAGCUAGCGAAGAAACAGCGAGAUGCAAGGCAGCUAAAGAUGUGAUUAAAUCACUUACCGCUCAGUUGAAAGACAUGGCUGAAAGAUUACCUGUUGGAUCAGCCCGGACAAUCAAGUCUCCUUCUCAUAACUCGUUUGGUUCCAGUCCUGAUUACGUUGCCGCCCCUUCGUCUAACACCUUAAACCGUCCAAACAGUCGAGGAAGUGAUCCUGAUGGCGUAAACACCAUCCCAAUGUUUGCUAACGGGACCAGCACGCCUGUUUUCGACGGCGCAAGUUUUCGACAGCAAGCGAACCAUGCUGCUGAGUCGAUAAAUAGAAUCAGCACACGAGCAAAAGAAAGUGAAGCUCGUAGUGAAAAUGAGUGGGUUGAACAAGAUGAACCUGGUGUGUACAUCACUCUCACGGCCUUGCCGGGAGGGGCGAGAGAUCUCAAACGCGUCCGUUUCAGCCGUAAGAGGUUUAGCGAGAAACAAGCAGAAGAGUGGUGGGCAGAGAAUAGAGGACGAGUGUACGAACAAUACAAUGUACGCCUAGUCGUUGACAAAUCCAGUGUGGGUGUAGGAAGUGAAGACUUGGCUCACUAGAUUUCUUUGCUUUACACUCAUCUUUCAUCUUUUUUUUUUUGUUAACACGGGUUUUCGUAGGUUUAUUGGGGGAUGGAUUAUAACAAACCAAAAGUGAGAUUAGGAGUGAUUCCACCAUCUUCUUUCAUUAUAGUUUGGGUGUUUUGUCUUGUAAAUUCAUCUGUAAAUUCUAUAAGCAUACACUUGUCUUUGUCUCCUCUAUAAAUGCUAUCAUUUGAUGUUGAA
Molecule: messenger RNA, 3929 nt
Organism: Raphanus sativus (radish)
Lineage: Eukaryota; Viridiplantae; Streptophyta; Magnoliopsida; Brassicales; Brassicaceae
Product: PH, RCC1 and FYVE domains-containing protein 1
Exons: 9
Coding region: 393-3704 (1103 amino acids)
Molecular function (GO): metal ion binding
Source: RefSeq, a predicted model, not a curated record